UUAAAGGGGGCUUCCAGAUUCCUAUAAGCCCUCUGCCCGCAGACCCCCAUAACCACCAGCCAGGGUUGUGGGGAAGAGGCCCUUGUCCCCAUCAACAUGGGGACAAGGUGCUUUGGGGGGGAGCCCCCCUUCCCCGAAACACCCCCCCAUGUUGAGGGCAUGUGGCCUGAUAUGGUUCAGGAAGGGGGGCGCUUGCUCGUCCCUCCCCUUUUCCUGGCCUGCCGGGCUGCAUGCUUGGAUAAGUUUCUGGGUUUGGGGGGGGGCAUGCCAUUUUUUUUUUUUUACUCUAAAUCCAUAUCAGACCUGAAGGGUUUGGUAUGGAUGGGAGGA
Molecule: messenger RNA, 330 nt
Organism: Staurois parvus
Lineage: Eukaryota; Metazoa; Chordata; Amphibia; Anura; Ranidae
Source: the annotation of a GenBank genome assembly